GACCGCCACAGCAGUCGCGCCGCACUACCAGCGUAUCGCCACCAGUAGUAACGCCGUCUCCGGUCGGAACGCUCAACGUUUAGCCGGCGCGUGCUUGUCCGAUUGUGGUGUGUCUGCGUCGCGUGCGAUCUCCGGUAUGACAGUGGUAGCGUGAGCUAUAAGGUUACCUAUAAUAGUCCAUCGUCCGCCGGUGGAGAAAUCGUCAAAAAUCUCGCGUCGUGGUUGUGCUCAACUAAGAGAAAUUAUGCGGUUGAAUUUAAAUAGUACCGAAGAAUCGGAUAUAAAAGAGGAGUGCCUGGACGGAAUCAAAGCAAAGACGGGAUUAGUACGAGUGAACGAUUCCAAUCGAGGUUCGUUAACCGUACGGUUGGUGUUGACGCUGGAAUGUUUGAAACUCCAGAAACAAGAAGUAGUCGACAACCAUCAUUCGUCGUCGUCGUCAUCGUCCGAGGAUACCGUCGACAACUAUCAGCCUAGUCCCAACUAUUAUUUGCGAUAUGUGACCGUGGCAAGAAAAAACGGUAGCCUCGGAAUAAGCGUCAAAGGUGGUCAAGAGAACAGCUUGCCGAUAUUGAUAUCGAGAAUUCCCGAAGGAGGAGCCGCUUACCACACAAAAAGGUUAUUCGUAGGAGAUGCUAUAAUAAAAGUGAACGACCAGUUGAUCACAAAUGCUUGCCACGAUGCAGCUUUACACAUUUUGCGAAAUUCUGGAAAUCACGUUACAUUAUUGGUCAAACACUACAAAGCUGCAGCGCCAUUUUUACUAGGAGGGAGAGGGAACGGUAGUAAAAACAACAACAAUAAUGGAGAAAGUGACACAGAAGACGGACCAUGGAUGGAUUAUCUUAUAAUACCGCUGAUGAUGGGUUAUGUAACCAGAUACGUGCAGGGUACGGACAAACUGCGGCGAAACGGUUUCGAAGUGCAUGGCAUGAACGAUCUGAAUUCUACCAUCAUACAUUGCGAUAACGUCAAAAGUUUGUCCGAAUGGGUCAAACUUAUUUCAGAAAACAUCGCAAAUCUCUCAGAAAUACAAAUUAAGCUCUACAAUUUAAAUUUUGGUAUCAACGAGAAAAUCGAGUACAUGGGAUGGGUUAACGAGGGUGUGCUGAACAAUAACCACCCUUGGCAAAGUUACUGCGCAAGGUUCAUGAUAAUCAGAGGUCGUGACGUAUUGCUUUUCGAUACUCCCCCGAUGUCCAUUACGGAAUGGUUGGACUGCGGCGUGGUGUACAAACUGUACGAGUCCAUGUUGAGACUAGUGAAGGAUGCAGAAAACGUGGACCAGAGGCAAAAUUGUUUUCUACUACAGACAUCCAACGGGGUGUCCCGGUACUUUUCAAUGGAAACCAAACAGGGUCUACUGGAUGUGCAGUGCGCCUGGCACAGGUCGAUAUGCACGUCCAUGAUGCACAUCAAAAGCAGAACGUUCUACGUGUUGUUUGGCAACAACCAACAGCCGUCAAACUUAAUACUGGAUUGGGACAACGGGUUCACAUUAUACGACAACUGGACGAAUUCGAACGUUUGGACGUACAAAUUUUCCGAGCUCCGUGGAUCCUCUGAUGAUCACAUUUCUCGGCUAAAGCUUCACUUCAACGACAACAGCUGUAUCGAAACGAAGGAAUUGGUAUGUCAAGACCUGCAGAGUUUGCUGUUCUGCGUGCAUGCGUUUCUGACCGCCAAAGUGGUGUCCGUAGACCCUUCGUACUUGAACACCGAAGGGAUUCAACAGCUGUAAGACGCCGCUGCGCUUAACCAAUUAUGUUGUGUAUACUAUAAUAUAUAUAAUAUUAUAAAAUUUAUAAUACUGUGCAUAAGAAUGUUGCCGAUUUACACGCGAUUCGAAUACAAUACAUAGACUCAGUUAUAGACGAUUGUGCAUAUUAGUAUAUUUUACUAUUAAUAUGGUUGUUUAUAAAAUAUAGUCAAUAAUAUUAUAAUAAUGUAUAUUAGGAAACGUCAUAAUAUAAUUGGAUUACAUUUUAGCGUUUCAGGCCGUCACCGCGUGCUAAUAACUGUAAUAACUAAUAACGGUCGUAUUUUAUAAAAUACUUCCUAUUUCGAUUUUCGAUAGGCUUAUAGGUAUAUUGUAUGUUUGACUUCUAAAAUGUCAAUCUCGUCCGUUGUGUAGGUACCUAUCUACGACAAUUAAUUCUGCAUUUAUAAUAGUACCUAUAGAGUUUGUGCUUAAGUCGUAUUCGGGCGAGAUCAGACAGAUUGUUAUUUUAGCCCAACAGUCUUGGAAGAGACCCAAACUUCGAGUGGUACGCCUCAUGUUGUACCUAAGCCCGUUGACGCAAUGAUGGUUGAAAUUUUGAGAGAGGGGUGGAGACUACAGUUCUCACCAAAACGGCAAAGUAUUAACUUAAAAUAAGCAUUAGGACUCCACCCCCUACAAUCCAUCAGAAAUUUUAUAUUCUGCGCAAAGAUAAAAUGUAUUGGUUUUAUAACGAUACGAGUUUUUUUUUUUAUGUACUUAUGUGACGACAGUGGGACACUAUUGUGAGCCAAGUAAGCCAAUUAUACAAAAUAUGGUCUACCUACCCGAAAUUCUAUAAAUCAACCACUAUAUUAUAUCAAACCAGUAUUUUUUUUACACUAAUUAUUAAUACAAAAUGAAUACUUUUUACAUGAGCAUAACAAAAAAAAACUAUUUCAUCGUCAAAUAUUUGGGAGGGGGGGGGGCUAAAUGUUAGUCAAGCUUACUUCCCUGGUGGCACCCUAGUUGCACCACGCGGCUAGGCCUUUAUCGUUGAGCGUAUAUAUAUUAUAUAUAACUAUUACCUAAUUAAUAUUAUUAAUACAUUGAUCUUGUAGAGGCUGCAAUAAAAAAUUAACACAGGGUAGAUAACGGAGAAAUUUCAAUUGGGGGUGAACAUAAUUCUAUUCGUCUCUUGUAGAAUAAUGAUAAAUUAAUAUAUUAUUAGUCACCUAUUACUAUUGUUCUAUGCUAUCACCAUAAUAUUGAGCAUCGAUUUUGUUAGAAAAAAUACAUUUAAAAUAGCAUGAAUGCAUGAUAUAUGUACCUAUACAUUUUUUUUUAUCAACAAUUCGAGUUGUGAUUGUUAAUUAGUUUGUUGUGAUUAAUGAGUAAUUGUUUUUAUAAUUUAUAACAUUUUACAUUUGUCAUAUUUUAACGUCUCAUUCAGAUGACGUAUAUUAUCAAAUUGUGAACAUUAUAGGUAAUAAUAUAUUAGGUACCUAUAUUAUAAUAAAAUAUAUAUUAUACAAGUUGUCUAUAUAUUAAGUUGGGAAAUGUACAAAUUGUAUAAACUAUGUAUGACGUUUCCAAAUUCUUGAGAUACCUACACUGUACCUAUACAACUAUACAAAUAUAAUAAAAUUUAAUCUUAAAAAACAAACACACCUACCAAAUAAUAGAAGGUAACAUCUCCAAAUCCCAAUGUAUUUGUAUAGAAUAUACCUAUUACCUAUACAUAAUUAUUAUAUAUGUGUUUUGUACGUGCAGACGCCGUUACUACUGGAAAACUAUAAUAACGUACCUACCUAAUUAAUAUUAUUUAUUAUUAAUUAUCAUUGUUAGAUCACUUUUAAUUUAAGAUUAUUUUUCUGUGUUACUUAUUAUAUAUGUUAUAUGUAGAAAUCCACAAAAAAAAAAAUUAAUACUUUCUUGUUUAGAAACUAUUAGUUUCUUUGGUGAAUAAUUAAGGUUGUGAAGUUUUAUAGUAAUAAAGUAUAAGUACAUCUAUAUAUAUUUUUCAACUAAUACAUUUUUUCAUUACUCACUGUCACGUUGUACCGUACUAUUUGUAUUAUAAUCAGUUGUAAAAUAAGUAUGCAAAAUACAAACAAUUAUUACUAAC
Molecule: messenger RNA, 3827 nt
Organism: Metopolophium dirhodum (rose-grain aphid)
Lineage: Eukaryota; Metazoa; Arthropoda; Insecta; Hemiptera; Aphididae
Gene: Syn2
Product: gamma-2-syntrophin
Exons: 11
Coding region: 245-1741 (498 amino acids)
Cellular component (GO): intracellular anatomical structure; dystrophin-associated glycoprotein complex
Molecular function (GO): structural molecule activity; protein binding
Source: RefSeq, a predicted model, not a curated record